AUGAUCAGCAUCGAAGAAAUUGAAGAAUUCAUCAAGCGUUUGGACAAGGAUGGAUCUGGCACUAUCGACGCUGAAGAACUCCUGCGUGGUCUUGAUUGUGAUGAAAUUCGUAUGGAACAAGUGAAGAAGUUCAUUAGGUCCAUCGACAGAAAUGGCGAUGGGAAACUUGAUGUCUCUGAAUUGAUGGCGUUUUUCAAUUCCCCGGAUUUUUAA
Rodentolepis nana is the source of this 213-nucleotide messenger RNA. Lineage: Eukaryota; Metazoa; Platyhelminthes; Cestoda; Cyclophyllidea; Hymenolepididae. The record is from the annotation of a GenBank genome assembly.